AUGCGGCGUGCCAAGACACCGAUUAUUCCUGAUCUUCCUCUGAGGGGCUACCUUGACGUGGAACCACUUUUGACUACUUCUCAGGUUCAAAUAACUCAUUCAAACAGCUUUAAUACAGUUUCUUCAUGCUGUCACCCCAGCCAGGAGCCACUUCCUUGCAUGGAUUUAGGCUUAUCUUCUUCGCAUCUGUCUUCCACUAGAUCAAAGCUUCUUUCAAAAACUGACUUCACAUAUUUUCCUAUAAUAGAAUCUUCUGAGGGAACUAAUGUGGCAAAUUUCGCCCCCCUCAUUUAUCAAGCUAGUGAGCAUCACAACUUUGCUGUCAGUCAGGUAAGUCCUAAUUGUGCUGGUGUACGUCUUAAUUUAUAA
Messenger RNA from Protopolystoma xenopodis, 369 nucleotides. NCBI's taxonomy places the organism in Eukaryota, Metazoa, Platyhelminthes, Monogenea, Polystomatidea, Polystomatidae. The record is from the annotation of a GenBank genome assembly.